This is a messenger RNA of Elephantulus edwardii (Cape elephant shrew), 942 nucleotides long. RefSeq names its product olfactory receptor 1J1-like. Gene Ontology annotation, molecular function: olfactory receptor activity; G protein-coupled receptor activity. Gene Ontology annotation, biological process: G protein-coupled receptor signaling pathway. The coding region runs from base 1 to 942 and encodes 313 amino acids. NCBI's taxonomy places the organism in Eukaryota, Metazoa, Chordata, Mammalia, Macroscelidea, Macroscelididae. Gene Ontology annotation, cellular component: membrane. The transcript has a single exon. The record is from RefSeq and is a predicted model, not a curated record.
AUGAGGAAAGAGAACCAGAGCACUGUGUCUGAAUUUUUCCUGCUGGGGCUCCCCAUCCGGCCAGAGCAGCAGGGCGUGUUCUUUGCCCUGUUCCUGGGCAUGUACCUCACCACGGUGCUGGGGAACCUGCUCAUCAUCCUGCUCAUCAGGCUGGACUCUCGCCUCCACACCCCCAUGUACUUCUUCCUCAGCCACUUGGCCCUCACUGAUACUAUUUUCUCAUCUGUAACUGUUCCAAAGAUGCUGAAGAACAUGCAGACCCAGGAUCAAUCCAUAUCUUAUGAAGGGUGCAUUUCACAGACAUACUUUUUUAUACUCUUUGCUGACUUAGACAGCUUCCUUAUCACAUCCAUGGCCUAUGACAGGUAUGUGGCUAUCUGUCACCCUCUCCAUUAUAAUACCAUUAUGGGUCAGAGUCUUUGUGUUAUGCUGGUGGUUGGGUCCUGGAUCAUUGCCUGCUCUUGCGCUCUUUUGCAUACUCUCCUCCUGGCUCGACUGUCUUUCUGUGCUGAUAACAUUAUUCCCCACUUCUUCUGUGACCUGGCUGCCCUGCUUAAAUUGUCCUGCUCAGACACUUCCAUUAACCAAUUGGUAAUAUUUACUGCAGGAUUGAUGGCCAUUAUGGUUCCAUUCUUAUGCAUUCUGGUUUCUUAUGGCCGAAUUGGGGCCACCAUCCUUCGGGUCCCUUCUACCAAAGGGAUCCGCAAAGCGCUGUCCACUUGUGGAUCCCAUCUUUCAGUAGUGACUCUCUAUUAUGGUUCAAUUAUUGGUCUCUAUUUUCUUCCCUCUCCCAGCAAUACCGAUGAUAAUAACAUAAUUGCUUCAGUGAUGUACACAGUAGUCACUCCCAUGCUGAACCCCUUCAUUUACAGCCUGAGAAAUAAAGACAUGAAAGGAGCCUUGAGAAAACUCUUAAGUAAGAAAACAUAUUCUUCCAAUUAA